This is a messenger RNA of Penicillium odoratum, 3780 nucleotides long. RefSeq lists its product as uncharacterized. The transcript has 4 exons. The record is from RefSeq and is a predicted model, not a curated record. Bases 1 to 3780 code for a protein of 1259 amino acids. Gene Ontology annotation, biological process: nuclear pore organization; protein import into nucleus. NCBI's taxonomy places the organism in Eukaryota, Fungi, Ascomycota, Eurotiomycetes, Eurotiales, Aspergillaceae. Gene Ontology annotation, cellular component: nuclear pore transmembrane ring. Gene Ontology annotation, molecular function: structural constituent of nuclear pore.
AUGAACGGUACUCCCCUCCUUCCGUCUGCCUUUCCUCAGACGCCCAAGACAAUUCCAGGGACAGCGAGAAGAAAGCUUUUCGAAACCCCCAGGUCUGGAUCCCGCGAUGUACGAGAAAGAAAACAGCGUCCCAAAUCCCCGGCGAAAACACCCAAGGUGCCCCAGAACACCAACACGCCUCUCGUUUCUGUUAACUUGAUUGAUGCGCCCUCACAACGACUCUAUGUGGUGGCUUUCUACCUGGCCCUCAAUGCGUGGCGCAUAUACGAAUCUUGGACAGCCUCUGACGAGCUCGACUCGACUUGGUUGUUUCUAAAAUUCGUGUCGGUGGACGGUGUCUUUUUGUUCGGUCUGCAGGCGCUGCGCAUACCAUGGUUGGAGUGGGCAUUCCCGACCACACUGGCGCUAUUAUUGUUGCAUGUGGUCGGCAACGCUUUCCUCAUGUUUCGAAUUCCCAUCCCUCUGAGCGCCUGGCUUGCUGGGUUGGUGAAGGUUGCUUAUGAUCGUGAGCUGUCUAUCUCAGAGCGCAAAGUCAAACCGGGAGACAUCAUUCACAAUGCCUCGUUGAUUUUGGGAAAACAAAUCGUGCAUAUUCUUCCGGAAGGCUCUGCCGUUCUCAACCCCGAGCGAGAGGCGCUCUGUCUUGACUCUCAGAGAAACAUCGUGAACCUUCCCAUCCGCGUGAACCAGACCGAUCCUAUUCUAAUUGAAGUGUUGCGCCUGGACCUGAAUACGGGCGAAAACGAAACAUUGACCAUUCCGUCCAAACAGUUAAAACAACUCAAGAAACAAGCGGACAAGAGACAUGCGACCUUGAGUCCUGUUCCUUACCGAGAUCUUCAUUUUCCUGUGAAGAAGACGGGUAUCUAUCGUCUCCAACGUGUGGUGGAUGAAUCUCAGCUCGACGUGCGCACGCGCACGUCUGAUGCUCUGGUGGUGACAUGCCCACGGGCGCUGAUAAAAAACUCGCAUAUCAAUAAAUGUAAAGGAGAACUGUCGAACCUGGUUCUUGAGGUCGAGGGCACACCCCCAUUGAAGAUUAAGUAUAGUCGGCAGGUAAACCACCAUGAUCGUGGUUUUUCGUUCCAAAAUAUCCAACCUGAUAACCUGCGUUCACCUCUCCUGAGUCAAAAGCCAGGCGGUGCUCUCUUCAGCAUCAACCAGCCUGACAUCUCAUGGGCACAAAGCCAAAAAAUUGACGUCCCGUUGAAUGAAUCCUUAAAUGUUGGUGGAGAAUGGCUCUACGCCAUCGAAGAAGUCCACGAUGCUUGCGGCAAUGUUGCCAACUACUCCACCAUUUUCGAGGAUGCAGAGCGGCCGUCGACCAAGUCAUUAUCACAGUGGCACCAAUUCUCAGUUCAUGAAAGCCCGCGCAUAUCCUUAUCUGGAUGCAACGAUCAACACCCGCUGGAGGUCGCCCGGGGAGAUAGUGUUGAUCUUCCCAUCAACUUCCAGGCGGUCGGAACGGGAUACGCCGAUGAUGGUCCCUUCUCGGUGGUCUACACGUACAACGAUGGCUCAGAUGCACAGAAGGGUACGGGUUCUAAAGAGACCACUCUCAUCUUGAGAUCAGUGGAUCAGAAAUCGCCCAUCAAAGAACCGGGCUGGUACUCUUUGGCAUCUGUUUCGAGCCAGUUUUGCCCAGGUGAUAUCUUAGAACCCGCAUCUUGCUACCUGCACAACCCACCCGAGCCGGAAGUGUCUAUUAAGGCUGAGAAGAUAUUUGAUCGGUGUGCCAACAAUGCAGUUGGUUUGCUUGUCGAUCUGGACCUGACAGGGUCUCCGCCAUUCCAUCUCCGGUAUAGCAUCGAGAACUCCAAAGGAACUAUCACGAAGACGCAAAAGAUCGAUGGACCACGAACACAAUUAGACUUUACACCGUCGGAGGCUGGAUUUUACCGCUACCGCUUUCUUGAUAUCGAGGACUCCGUAUACUCUCCACGAUCCUUGAAGGACAAAGUGGCUCCACUGGAACAGGAUGUUAAGCCACCAGCUUCCGCUCACUUCAUUGGACCCAGGACGGUGCGCAAAGCCUGCUUUGGGGAGUCUAUCUCGGUCGACUUGGCUUUUCUGGGAGAGGCUCCGUGGACCUUGCAAUACGAACUCCUUCACAAUGGAAAAAGAACCAAGCAUGUCCUCCAAUCGGAUUCCGAAAUGGCGACUAUCACUACGGACAAAUUGGUCAGCGGGGGCGAGUAUACCCUCGCGCUCACCAGUAUCAAAGAUAAGUCUAAUUGCAAACGGACACUAAAAGAAACGGUGAAGAUCGAUGCGCGGCCAAAGCCACCUCACGUUUCCUUUGGUCAGAUCGACAAGAAGAGGAGUCUAUCUGCCUUGCAAGGCUCAAAGAUCGAGAUUCCGUUGAGGCUUAGUGGCGAGAAACCAUGGACAGUGAAAUACAAGAACGUGGAUGCCAACAAGUCACCUCUUCAGAAAACAUUCUAUGAUGAGAACAGUCUUCUGAUUGUGGAUCAAGCAGGCCUUUACGAGCUUCUUGAGGUGUCUGACAACUCAUGCCCAGGGUCUGUGGACCAAGUUGCAAAAGAGUUUGAGGUUUCUUGGAUCCCUCGCCCCCAAGUCACAGCCGUGGACGGGUCACCCGUCGGGUCAACUGGCAAUUAUGUGAAGCCAGAAGUCUGUCAGGGUGACGACGACAGCCUUGAACUCCGUCUGUCUGGCAAUCCUCCGUUUGCUCUUCAGUAUGAGCAACGGCGGAAGACAGACCGUGGUACCUCUUCCGUUCGCACCAAAAAUUUGCGGACUGCGCUUAACGUGCUGUCAACCGAGAUGGACACCUCUGAGCCUGGUCACUACACUUACAGAUUCACUAACGUUGGUGAUAAUCUCUACGACCAUGACCCAAAAAGCAGUGCUUUGGUUGUGACGCAGAGGGUCAACUCACUUCCAACUGCUCGCUUUGAUUCUCCCGGUCACAUCUACGGCUUUUGCAAAGAGGAUGCCAGUGGCGAGGAAACCAUUCCGAUCACUCUGGAAGGUGUUCCCCCUUUCUCCUUGGAAAUCAGUAUCAAGCAUCACUCGAAUGCUAAACCGGAGAUUGUUUCCAUCCCUAAGAUCAACUCGAACCACCACAACUUGCCUAUUCCUCGGCGUCAUCUGGACCUCGGUCAACAUGUGGUCAGCAUCCACAAGGUGCGUGACUCCCGUGGCUGCCAGAGAGCUACCGAAUACGAUUCUUCCUCGGUCCGGGUGUCUGUCUCCGACGUCCCCACUAUCAUUCCUCUUGAAUCCAAGGUCGACUAUUGCGUGGGUGAACGAUUGUCAUUCUCUCUUUCGGGACAUGCUCCGUUUGAGGUUUUCUACACAUUUGAUGGAGCUCAACGAAAGGCCACGUCGCAGAACACGAAUUUCCGUCGCAUUGCCGAGCGUCCUGGAGAAUUCACCAUCACGGCUGUCGGUGACGGGGCCAGUGGGAAAUGCAAGGCACACAAGGAUAUCACUAAGGUCAUCCACGAGAUGCCUAGCGUGCGGAUUAGCAAUGGCCAAGUAUCUGUGGUCGAUAUCCACGAAGGUGGGGAAGCUGAACUUCACUUUGACUUUUGGGGCACACCGCCGUUUGAGUUCACAUACAUCCGAAGCUCCAAUGCCCGCAAGGGCAAGAAGUCCGAGGUGCUCGAUAUCAAGCAUGACAUCUCUUACGAGCAUCGUAAGACCGUCACUACCUCUGACGAAGGUACCUACGAAGUUGUGGCUAUCAAGGAUAAGUUCUGUUCUUUCUCUUCGCAGGUGCCGACGGGCAAGUCGGGCCGGGGUUCUUCAUGA